Messenger RNA from Cotesia glomerata, 1284 nucleotides. RefSeq names its product tRNA N(3)-methylcytidine methyltransferase METTL6. The record is from RefSeq and is a predicted model, not a curated record. The coding region runs from base 39 to 842 and encodes 267 amino acids. The transcript is spliced from 9 exons. NCBI's taxonomy places the organism in Eukaryota, Metazoa, Arthropoda, Insecta, Hymenoptera, Braconidae.
UUUCACAUCGAGAUUCGCAGAGAAUUAAAAUAAUUAAAAUGGAAGACUCGAGUUCGGACAUAACCUCCGGCCACGUGGCCAAGCAGUUGACUCCAGAAGAAUUAGAUAAAAUUCGUGCUCAAAAUUCUCGAUUGGUGCCGGAAAAUCGUGCAUUAUUGCUGGAAAAGGACGCGAAAAAAUACUGGGACCUGUUUUACAAGAGAAACGACACGCGGUUCUUCAAAGACCGACACUGGACGACACGUGAAUUCGAGGAAUUGGCGAACCGAGGCGGAUCAAUAUUCGAAGUCGGCUGCGGGGUUGGGAAUUUAAUUUACCCCUUGUUGGAGGAUGGAUUAAAUUUUAAGCGUAUUUAUGUCUGCGAUUUAUCACCGCGAGCUAUUGAUUUUGUCAAGAGUCAUUCCCUCUACGAUGAGAAUAAAAUAAAAGCCUUUCAAACUGAUAUUACCACGGAUAAUUGUUUUUAUCAGGUCGAUCAACACGUGGAUGUUAUUACACUUAUAUUUGUCCUAUCCGCAAUUCAUCCGGAUAAAUUUCACAUAGUCGCUGAUAAUUUAUUCAAAUGUAUGGCCAAAAAUGGAGUCCUGCUGUUCCGUGACUAUGGCCUCUACGACAUGGCUCAGCUGAGAUUCAAGCCAGGACACAAAAUCGCUGAAAAUUUCUACAUGCGGCAAGAUGGAACCAGGAGUUACUACUUUUCCGUUGAAGAACUCCAGAAGAUCUUCGAAUCCGCCGGAUUCGAGACCAUCACCUGCGAGUACGUCCACAGGCGCACUGUUAAUGUCAAGGAAAAAGUAGACGUUCCCAGGAUUUUUGUCCAAGCAAAAUUCAGGAAGCCUUGAAGCAUGAAACUACUGUGGGUUUAAUGAAAAGCCGUCUGGAAAGGUGAAACUGCAGAGAGAUCUAAUAAAGAACCACGAGAUCAAUUUGAAGAGAAUUCAAAAGUCAAAAGAACAAUCUCGCUCAUGCCAACGGAUAGGAGCCCUAAAUUAUUAAUUAAAUCCCUGGCACCUAUACUGAGGUGUUGAUCCAAUUGACGAGCUAUUCCAAUAAUAAUCCGGCUCACCCAUGGUCACUUGGCUGGGAUUUAAACUUGCGCAGCUUCCGCCUGUUGGUCACCUAAAAAUUAUAAAUUAAAUAAAUUAAUUCAUUUAUUCAAAUAAAAUAAAUUAUUUUUUAUAAUUAAAUACAAUUAACCUUGACGUCUUCUGUGAAUUAAUUUACCUAGAGGACACUUUGUACAAAAAAGACAGAGAAAUAAUAUAAAGACAAUUAUUAAAAUAA